Molecule: messenger RNA, 648 nt
Organism: Blepharisma stoltei
Lineage: Eukaryota; Ciliophora; Heterotrichea; Heterotrichida; Blepharismidae
Source: the annotation of a GenBank genome assembly
AUGAUUUUUAUCGCAAAAUUUUUGUUGGCAUCAGCUUUAUGUCCAUAUGGUGUUUCAGAUACUCCGAUUGCUGGAAUUUAUUACUGUCCUCAUUCAAAAAUGAUUGAUGACAAAAUAUGCUCAGGCUCAGACGCAUGCCCUUCAAGGUUUACUUUUGGUAAGAAAAAUGGUAUGAUUGCUUGAUGCUUUCCAAAUAGUAGAAAUGAUGCAGUUAUUUUCGAUUUACAGUUUUCAAGCAUCAAGGAUUUAACCGCUACAUAUAUAGCAAGUUCAACCGAUUCUACUACAAUAUUCCAAAAUCCAGAUUUCAUUUCAUAUAUGUCUCAGACUCAAAAUUCCCCACUCCUAACUAUUGACCGUAGCUUUUAUUUUGCGACUACAUCAAGUACUUCUAAUAGCGAAGGCUUUAUUCCUGGAUGCUAUUUUACGUUAAACACAUGAAUUAAGCCUCUUGAAAGUGGAGAAAUUGUAAACAUUAUUUAUAGUUCGACUUCAUAUAUAAAAUACAGGCAAAUCUAUCUAUUAUUGGCAUGCCUGAUCCCAAAGUCAAAUUUUUCUAUUUUAAAUAUGAUUUUUAUUAGCUGCCAUGGCUUGAAUAUUAUAAAUAUAGUAUAUAAGAAUAUGGGCCGAUAUCUCAGGCGUGUAUAA